Molecule: messenger RNA, 1943 nt
Organism: Cucurbita pepo subsp. pepo (vegetable marrow)
Lineage: Eukaryota; Viridiplantae; Streptophyta; Magnoliopsida; Cucurbitales; Cucurbitaceae
Source: RefSeq, a predicted model, not a curated record
AUAAUUCUGAGAAAUUUCGGAAUUCGAUUAUUUCAUAAAAUUUGAAGGAUAAUUUAGUGGAACAAACACCGCGCUGCGCUGUGGAGAAGAAAAUAAGAGGCGGUCCGGAGUCGGACAUCACUUGUGGCGGCUAUUUGAUUUCGGUGGAAUCAGCCACCAGGAGAUUCAGUAAGACCCUAUCAGUCACCUCAGGGGAAGAGGAAGAUCAUGGCGUCGAUAUGCCUGCUCAGCUCUAAAACCCUAGUCUUACCGUCGGCGGCUUAUCUACCAAUAUCCUCUUCAUCUUCUACUAGUCAUAGUUGCUGUUUUGGCGGCUGCAGAUUCUCUUUCCCGAACAAGCCCAUUUCGGCUUCUAAUUUGAUUAUUGUUAGAAGGAGAACGGGGAGGCAUGUGGUUCGAAUGGCCCCGGAGGAAGAGAAGAUCACUCGUCGCAAUCCACUCGAUUUCCCAAUUGAGUGGGAGAGGCCAAAGCCAGGGCGUAGGCCAGACAUCUUUCCUCAGUUUAGCCCCAUGAAAACACCAUUGCCACCACCAUUGCCGUGUGAUCCCCCUGAGGAGGAUGAGGAGGAGGAAGAGAAAAAAGAGGAAGAAGAGGAAAAUCCUGACAAGGAAAAUCCAGAUGAGCCCGAGAAGCAGUAGAUGAUUUUGAAGAACUCCUUGAGUUUUUUUUUUUCCCUUUUCCAUCUUCACUUUGUUUUUUGAUAGGCUGAAAGCAAUAGAUAUCCCCAGGGGACGAUGAGCUGAGAUAGUCAAAUAUGAACCAAACAUGUUUGACUGCUACUACUGAUAUUGCAAUUCUAUAUUAAAUUAAAAAUCUUUUUAGGAUUUCCCAUUCUCUGGAGUUUCAACCCCUACUUUAGGCAGUUUAUUUUUCGAAUAAUUAUCAUGAAUGAUAUGCCUUCUCACCCGUUUCCUUGUCACAAUUUUAGUAUGUUUCAACUGUUAUAUUUGAGUUUUGUUUCAGAACAAAUUUCUAGAAGCUGCCGCAGGUCAGCACAGGGCGUUUCACAUUAUUAUAUGAAAAUCCCAGAACGAUUUGUUGUAAUUGGUUUCUUUUCUUUUCUAUUUAUAUACUAUUACUAAUAUUGAAUGCGACUCCUUGUUGUUUUCCAAGAACGUGACUGAAUGCAAUUAUUAAUUAUUAGUGAAAAGCCUUUCCCCUUCUCACGAGCCCGUCGUUAUUAGCUAUGGCUAAAUGACAGAUGAUUGUGUAAUUCAGAGUAAGUAUAAAUUUGUCUGGUGCAUGCUUGUGGUUGGAUUUAUGUAGCCUUUGACUUUAUAGAUGCCCACUUUCUAUUUAGUAUAUAGUGGCUCUCACUUUGCAGGAUUCAUAAUAGAAGUACUUGAAAAUUCCCAUCUUUAAAAAUUCGUUGGUUGCAAACUAACUUCUUGGAUACAAGUCAAACUUGCAUUCUUUGCCAGAAAUAUUGAAGUGCGCAGGUCCCAGUGGCAGCAGUUGAUGAUUUGCAGCUUCUCUCCUUUGAAGAAUCAUCCAUCCCCAGGGCAUCUGCUUUGGCUUCCUCUCUUAUUCAAACUCAUGAAUCUUACUCCCACUCUGUUCAGGUCACUGGUAAGGCUGCUACUAUCUCUAAUUGUCCAGCCUGCAGCCUCUGUCUCAACCUUGCUUUUUUACAGUGACAUUCUUCCUCAGCAUAUGGUUUCGGAGAGACUGAUUCGGCAUGAAUUGCUUGAUCGAGAAAACUACCUAUUCCAUUUUCUUGUCAACUUUUUGAAGUGCUUUUGGUGAAAAAAAGAAGAACGAAGGAAGAAGACGACGCUGAAGAAAAAGGUACAUCUUUUUCAGAGACCCAUCUCGAUUUUUUCCCUUCGAGUUUAGAUGGCUUUUCUGAUGCCACUGGGAGCACUAUUUUGAAGGGUUAUACUUCGAAAACUACUUUGAUUGUGACUAAACCAUACAAUAAAACGAUAUUAUGGUUGUUGUU